UCACACCGUUGACAAAACAAGGACAGAAUCAUACAACUAGAGCAACGAUUUUCUCAGAUGAUCUGAGGAGUUCAGACUGAAUCAAGAUGCUGGUGAUCAUUGAAGCUCUUCUCCUCAUCUUAGCAGCUCUAGAACAGGAUCACACAGCCGCUGCUGUAGAUCGGAUAAUUUCAUUGGAUAUGGCACCAAAUUCUGUCGAUGACCAAUAUAAAGGCUGUAGAGACAAAAUGGCAAAUCUGGUAAAGACCGAAUAUCUGAAGAAGGAAAUGAGCAACUCGGAAAAAUUCAGAAGAGCUUGGAAAAAAGGGGAAGAUUUUGUCAAGGACCAAGUUGAUAGUUUGACGAGAAAUAAUUUAAUUGCAAUUUAUGUGUACAGCGAUGCUAGUGUAUAUGAUGAUUUCAAUUCUAACACUCGCAGUGAUAAAAUCGAGUACAAAAAAAAGAAAUACAAGUGGUAUUCAUUUCACUUUCUGUUGACUGAAGCGGUUCAGGUUUUGAAGAAAACACAAAAGAAAUGCUUUUCAACUUUUCGUGGAACUAAAAUUGAGUUUAACAAAAAUGUGUUGAACAAAAAGGUUCGUUUUGGCUCGUUUGUGUCAUCGUCUCUCGAUCGUAAAAUAGCGUCAUAUUUCGGAAACAAAUCAUGCUUUGAAAUCAAAACUUGUAAAGGUGCAGAGGUCACGAAAUAUUCCAAACUUCCGCAUGAGAAAGAGGUGUUGAUUCCUCCGUAUGAAGUUUUUAAAGUCACUGCUGUCAGCAUCAGAAAAAAUACAAAUAAAAAAAACCUUUGGUGCGACACUGUGUUCACUUUAAAAUCCUCUGGGGAAAAAAGUGACCUGGACUGUGCUCUGUUUAUGAAAUCAAACAAGACUGUAGCUAAAUACAAUGUCAUACAUUGAAUUUCAAUGUAAAUCAAUGGGGUGUGCAUAGUUAGUGUUUUUCAGUCACCAAUAAACUUCUGGUGAAAGGUUUAUGUGACUAUUUUCAAUUUCAUAA
Danio rerio (zebrafish) is the source of this 996-nucleotide messenger RNA. Its product is annotated as zmp:0000000997. Gene Ontology annotation, molecular function: NAD+-protein-arginine ADP-ribosyltransferase activity. The record is from RefSeq and is marked validated. Lineage: Eukaryota; Metazoa; Chordata; Actinopteri; Cypriniformes; Danionidae.